This is a messenger RNA of Glycine soja, 1293 nucleotides long. RefSeq lists its product as uncharacterized. The record is from RefSeq and is a predicted model, not a curated record. NCBI's taxonomy places the organism in Eukaryota, Viridiplantae, Streptophyta, Magnoliopsida, Fabales, Fabaceae. The coding region runs from base 66 to 917 and encodes 283 amino acids. The transcript has 12 exons.
CAAAAACGCUUAUAUAAACGGUUUUCUUUUCAGCGCGAAAUUCGUUUCUCUGAUCGUGGAGGAAGAUGGAGGAGUACUUGCAGCACAUGAAGGCUCUGCGCUUUCAAAUGAACGAUGUGGAGGAUGAAGCGGCGAAGAUUUCGGUCGAAGAGGAAAUGCAAUUGACCAACAUUCGCACUUUGGAAAACGACUUCCAAUUUGCAAAAUCUGGAAUUACGAAACUCAAUGAAGACACCGAAAAGAUGAAGGCGGCAAAGGGUGAGAUUUGCUCAAAGAUAUUGGAUAAACAGAAAAGGAUUGCCACUUUGGAGUCUGACACAACCAAACUCUCCCAGACUUUGGAGCUUAUUCAGCAAGAGAGAGUUGGGUUAGCUGCCAAACUUUCAGAGAAGAGAGCCUACUAUAACAAGGUUGCGGAGGACAUGAAUGCCAAAUUACAGAAGCAACAGGAAUGGAACAAUUCUAAAAAGAUUAGCAGGGAACGGAAAAAGCGUGAUUUGGUUACAGAAAAGGCUGCUGGGCAACGAAGUAAAGUUGAAGGGAAGGAUGGUGCAGAUGGUAACCUUGUCAUGGAUAACAUGGGGAGUGAUGUAAGGAAGGAUUUAAUAAUUGAAUUGGAUAAUGCUAAAGCAACCCUUGAUGGGAUUCUUGCUCUGAAAGCCAAAGUUCUUACAGAGAACAACAAGAUAAAACGGGCUAUUGAGGAUGUGAAGUGCAGAGAAAAUGAGUUUAAGCCUGAGCUAAAAGCAGCAGAUAUAACUGCUCUUGAAGAGGAAUGUACAGCCCUUAUUUCAGACAAAGCAGGAGAAGCUGAAUACUUGCAAUCUCUAGAGAAACAAGUUGAGAAACUCGAGCAAAUUCGCCAUGUGGUAAAAUGUGCUUGUGGAGAGGAAUACACAGUUGCAGUAAAUAUGUAAUACUUACAACCAUUCAAUCCCAAAAGAAACAUCUGUACAAAAUGAGUUAGAGUUUUAUAUGGUAACAUCCCCCCUCAAAUUGAUGCUGGUUAAUCAAGAAGCAUCAAUUUGUGAACAAGAAACUGAUGAAAUUGUCUAGGGAGAGACUUGGUAGACAUAUCAGCCAUUUGCAAAGUUGUGGAAACAUGUGAAAGAUAAAUGACCCAAGUAGUAUCUACAACUUGACAAAUAUAGUGAUAAUUCACUUCAAUAUGCUGGUACCAUGGUUGAUAUUGGAUGAGUAGCUAUUUGAAUGGCAUUUGGAUUUUGGAGACAAUAUACUGCUUAUGUUUUUAUGUGAUAUCAGAGUCUAUAUGAAAUAUGUUGUGAUACCCUC